Messenger RNA from Danaus chrysippus (African queen), 324 nucleotides. The record is from the annotation of a GenBank genome assembly. NCBI's taxonomy places the organism in Eukaryota, Metazoa, Arthropoda, Insecta, Lepidoptera, Nymphalidae.
AUGAAUCGUUUUAUUGCUCGGAGAGGAAAGCCGCAUAACGUCUUUUCUGACAACCUUACUACUUUUGUAGGUGCCUUCAACGAGCUAGCUAGCCUUCUUCCUCAAGAUUUGCAACUGAGUUCUAUUGAUACAGACCUCUCCCCUUUGACUCCUUCACACUUUCUCAUUGGGCGAUCUUUAAUCAUGCUGACAUGCUCACAGCCCACAGCUCCAACAUCUGCAACCUACAAGGGAACGAACGAAAUGGCUUCGGAAGGGUUGCCGACAUCCGCACACGUAGAGGCGUCUUACGACGAGCUUUUAAUACCAUCUGCCCUCUUCUAG